UUCGAUCGAUAGAGAAGAAGAAAAUAGGUUGAAUUUUCUUGGGAAAACGUUGCGUUUGAGUUCACACACAUUUAACGCAAACAGCGAGCCGAACGAGUGCUAAAAACUGUGUUGAGCAUUAAAAAGCAGCACAGUUAAUUUAAAUUAAACAAUUUUGCAAACGCUUUAAUCGCUGUUUGUUUGUGUGUCAACUGUGCAACUGUGCAAGUGUGUGUGUGUGUCAGUCAGUCAUUCACAAUAAUGGAGAGCUCUGGAUUUAUGUUCAACGUUGACAACGGUUAUUUGGAGGGACUUUGCCGUGGCUUCAAAUGCGGCAUUUUGAAGCAGGCCGACUAUUUGAAUCUGGUGCAGUGUGAGACACUCGAGGAUCUGAAGCUGCAUCUGCAGGGCACGGACUAUGGCAGUUUUCUGGCCAACGAGCCGUCGCCUCUGUCGGUCUCCGUGAUCGAUGAUAAGCUGCGUGAGAAGCUCGUGAUUGAGUUCCAGCAUAUGCGCAAUCACGCCGUGGAGCCACUGUCCAAUUUCCUGGACUUUAUCACAUAUGGCUAUAUGAUUGAUAACAUCAUACUGUUGAUCACGGGCACACUGCAUCAGCGUCCCAUCUCCGAGCUGAUUCCCAAGUGUCAUCCAUUGGGCAGCUUCGAGCAGAUGGAGGCCAUCCAUGUGGCAUCCACACCCGCUGAGCUCUACAAUGCCGUCUUGGUGGACACUCCGUUGGCCCCGUUCUUCGUCGACUGCAUUUCGGAGCAGGAUCUCGACGAGAUGAACAUCGAGAUCAUCCGUAAUACCCUCUACAAAGCCUACCUCGAGGCAUUCUACAACUUCUGCAAGAACAUGGGCGGCUCCACUGCCGAUGUCAUGUGCGAAAUCUUGGCCUUUGAGGCUGAUCGUCGUGCCAUCAUCAUCACGAUCAACUCCUUUGGCACCGAGCUGUCCAAGGACGAUCGCGCCAAGCUGUAUCCCAACUGUGGCAAGAUGUAUCCCGAUGGAUUGGCCGCCUUGGCUCGGGCCGAUGAUUACGAGCAGGUGAAAACCGUGGCCGAGUAUUAUGCCGAAUAUGCGGCACUCUUUGACGGAUCCGGCAAUAAUCCUGGCGAUAAGACACUGGAGGACAAGUUCUUUGAGCAUGAGGUGAAACUGAAUGUGUUUGCCUUCUUGCAACAGUUCCAUUUCGGCGUCUUCUAUGCGUAUCUGAAGCUCAAGGAGCAGGAAUGUCGUAAUAUUGUCUGGAUUGCCGAAUGUGUGGCCCAAAAACAUCGCGCCAAAAUCGACAACUAUAUACCUAUAUUCUAAGAUCCCUCAAUUCCCCUUACAACAAAAAAAAAAAACAAAAAAACACAUUUCAAUAAUUUUUAAACAUCAAUUUCUUACUUUUCAAUCGUUAAUUAAUGUACUACAAUUUUUUUUUUUUGUGUUUUUCCCCCUUGUUAUGCAAUUUUGUUUAUAUAAAUGUGUGUAUAUUAUAAUAUGAUACUACUGUAUGUAUUCUUGUUUCGAGUAUUAUUCCAAUUUACCAUACAUAUAUAUAUUGUUGUUGUUGUGGCUGCCACAGUCAGACCCAAGUAUGACGGCAAACGCAAGUUGAAAAUUUUCAUAUAAAAAAUUAGUGCAAUUGCAGCUGUU
Molecule: messenger RNA, 1623 nt
Organism: Drosophila innubila
Lineage: Eukaryota; Metazoa; Arthropoda; Insecta; Diptera; Drosophilidae
Gene: VhaAC39-1
Product: V-type proton ATPase subunit d 1
Exons: 3
Coding region: 241-1293 (350 amino acids)
Biological process (GO): proton transmembrane transport; vacuolar transport; vacuolar acidification
Cellular component (GO): proton-transporting V-type ATPase, V0 domain; lysosomal membrane; early endosome
Molecular function (GO): proton-transporting ATPase activity, rotational mechanism
Source: RefSeq, a predicted model, not a curated record